AUGAACGGAACACCUAAGAAGGCAGUCUCCUCCGACACCCUCACAAUCCCACUAAUAGACUUCUCAACCUUCGUCUCCGGAUCACCCCAAGAACGCCUGGCAACAGCCCAAGCAAUACUCAGCGCCUUCCAAACCUCAGGCUUCAUCUACAUAUCGAACCACGGCAUAAAUCCGCAAGCAAUAAAAUCAACAUUCUCCCUCAGCGCCAAAUUCUUCGCCCGCUCCCAAGCCGAGAAGGAAUCUCUGGGAUGGCAAGGCCCCGAGUCCAAUAGAGGGUACUCGCAACCUGGACGGGAGAAGACGACAGACCUAACUAAUGCCUCGGAUAUCGAGGCAAAACGAGCGGAGGAAGGAGCGGACCUUAAGGAAUCCUUCGAGAUAGGACGAGAGGGUGUGGAGGGGUGGCCAAACAUGUGGCCGACCAAUUCCCAUCCUGAUGAUGGAGAGGGGAGGGAGUUCAGGGAACAUAUGCUGACGUUCCAUGACGAGUGUAAAGGGCUGUAUGUGCAGGUCAUGAAAUCCAUCGCCGUGGGCUUGGGGAUCGAGGAAAGGUGGUUCGAUGGGUAUUGUGACGGUGGCGACAACACGCUCAGAUUAUUACAUUAUCCCGCGGUCUCGAGCAAAGUAUUCAAGGAGAAAGUUGGGACUGUGAGGGCAGGGGCGCAUACUGAUUAUGGUUCCAUAACCCUCCUCUUCCAAGACACAGCCGGCGGCCUCCAAGUCCUCUCCUCCUCCAACACCUACAUCGACGCCACCCCCAUCCCCAACACAAUCGUGGUCAACGCCGCGGACCUCCUAGCCCGAUGGUCAAACGACACGAUCAAGUCAACGAAACAUCGGGUCGUGCAGCCUCCCGCUGCUAAAGGAGCAGAGGAGGUCGAGGUGCAUCCGGCACGGUAUAGCGUGGCGUACUUUUGCAAUCCGAAUUUCGAUGCGUUUAUUGAUGCGAUACCCAGUACCUAUAACGACGCGCGCCCGAAGAAGUAUGAAGGCAUUAAUAGUGGCGAAUACCUGGCUCAAAGGCUGGCAGCGACGUAUUGA
Molecule: messenger RNA, 1041 nt
Organism: Recurvomyces mirabilis
Lineage: Eukaryota; Fungi; Ascomycota; Dothideomycetes; Mycosphaerellales; Teratosphaeriaceae
Exons: 4
Coding region: 1-1041 (346 amino acids)
Molecular function (GO): 2-oxoglutarate-dependent dioxygenase activity
Source: RefSeq, a predicted model, not a curated record